CCUCUCCUUCACUUUCUCCUCCACCUCCACCUUCUCGGCCGCUUCCUCCUCCCCCUGCCCAUCUCUCCCCACGCCCUACGACCGACCACCAUGUCUGCAGGAGGAGAUUUUGGGAACCCGUUGAGAAAAUUCAAGUUGGUCUUCCUGGGAGAGCAGAGUGUUGGGAAGACAUCUCUGAUCACACGGUUCAUGUAUGACAGCUUCGACAACACUUACCAGGCCACGAUUGGAAUCGACUUCUUAUCGAAGACCAUGUACCUGGAAGACCGGACAGUGAGAUUGCAGCUGUGGGAUACGGCCGGCCAGGAGCGCUUCCGGAGCCUGAUCCCCAGCUACAUCCGGGACUCCACCGUGGCUGUGGUGGUCUAUGACAUCACAAAUCUCAACUCCUUCCAGCAGACCUCUAAAUGGAUUGAUGACGUGAGGACAGAAAGAGGAAGUGAUGUUAUCAUCAUGCUGGUGGGUAACAAGACAGACCUGGCAGAUAAAAGGCAGAUAACAAUUGAGGAAGGAGAGCAGAGAGCCAAAGAGCUGAGCGUCAUGUUUAUCGAGACGAGCGCGAAAACAGGAUACAACGUAAAGCAGCUUUUCCGGCGUGUGGCAUCAGCUCUGCCAGGAAUGGAAAACGUCCAGGAGAAGAGCAAAGAAGGAAUGAUCGACAUCAAGCUGGACAAGCCACAGGAACCGCCAGCCAGCGAAGGCGGAUGCUCCUGCUAAUCCAGACCCCCGCAUCGGUCAGCUUCAUUCGACACCACACGCUUGUUGUGUUGCUUUCUAUCGGUUAGCUUCCUAAAAAAAAAAAACCAACACUGAUUCAGUUCUCAAGAUGGGAGGAUUUUUUUGUUUUCUCUCUGUCUCUGGGGGUGGGGUGUGGCGGGGGGAGGGGGGCGUGGGAGGUGGUGAUCAUGACACUCUUAAUAGCUGUUACUUAAACUUAACUAUUUUUUGGUUUGGUUGUAAUAUAUUGUACUUUAUUAAGAUUGCCAAAAAUUGUGAAAAAUUGAAAAAAAAAAUUUAAAUCAUGUGUAUACAACUUUUUGCCAGAUGAAAAUGUAGUCAUUUUUAUUUGAAAGAGGGUGGGCUUUUUGUUUUUGUAUAUUUGUAAACUUACAGAGAAGACCCACUCCGCCUCCCUCUCUCCCUCCCCAUCCUAACUCCCACCAAAAGCAGAAACAAAAAUACCCACGCAGCAAGACUGCUCCAGGACCCACUCCCCCUCUCCCAUUCCCCAACAGUUAACCCGAACACCCGCUGUAUGGUAACCAACAUACCUGAGGCUGAGACAAUUGAGCGGAGGACUCCAAAGGAGCCUCUUCUUCCACGCUCUCACUACUUCCCUGGCCACCUGUCUGGUUAGAUCCAUGGGCCAAUGCGCCCAGCCACCCGACCUGAAAGAAAUCAGCGAGCAGAGCUAAGGGCGAUCAAAUGAAUGGCUUCCCCUUUCCAUUUCUGUGAAUCCUGGGUGGUUAGCAGCAGGCCAACGCUUGCAGAGUUCUCUCAGCCUGAGGACACGGAGCGGAGGGGGAGGAAGAAGUGGGUGUUGGGACGACAGGAAAUGCUCCGCUAGACCUGGGGCCAGACGGACUCGGGAAACUGGGCUGUUGAUUCAGGUAUAGAGAGGGAUCCAGAGAGAUGCUGAUGGAGAGCAGCCUACAUUUUUGUGAACUGUACCCCAAAGUGCUGAAUCCAAGCUCACCACCAUGUAUUCUACAGUAUUAUACCAUCCCGGGGAGGGCAGUGGGAAAGGAAGGGGAGAAGGGACACUUGCAGAUCUAUUACUAGAGGAAUAAUUGCUUUUAGAUUUUUAGUUGCUAAUGUGGUUGAGUAUGGUUCCGGAAAACAUGAUUUCUUGAUGCUUUUUCAUUCCACCGGUGAAGUAUAAAUAUACCCGAUAGACCACACGCUACCGUCUAGAUGGAGAAUACACUGUUUGUCGCUUUACUGUGGAGCUGCAGGGUCUUGGGAAGACCCCGGCUAGCUGGGCCUGCCAUUUUGGAUUCACACCUGAGGGUGGCUGAAAUCCCAACCGCCCCUUGAUGUCACGCAAAACGCCAUAUGGGACAAAGGGCGGCUUAGCCCUUGAACCACCCAGACAGAGAGGAACGAGCCAGGGUCUAAAAUGGAUCGGGUCGGGGCGAGGAUGACUCUGACCUAAAUUAGAAAUCAGUCCCUCCCCUCCUCCUUCCCCACCCAGCCACCACCCUCCUUCGAUUCUGGCCCUGGCUUCCGGGCUCCCGGAACUGGCAGUCAUCGAACGCAUUGUCGCUAGGACUUUGGAAAGUCAGAGAAGAUUCCUGCCGGAAUGACUCUGGGUGGUCUGAUGGAUAUUUUUGGAACCUCUCCGGAAGGUCCUUAUCCAUGUGGGGGUGUGAAUAGAAGUGUAUCCAGAGAGAAUUGGGAACCACUCAUAAACCAAUCCAAAAUGGCAGCCUGCCACGAGUAAGAACUUGCGGAAGACGCAAAACUCUUAAACAUUUGUUCUGUGGGUCUGCCGCGUGUUUCUGCUGACGGUACUGCACAAGGCAGUUGAUCUUUAAGGUGGAAUUUUAUCUUCAGGAGGGAAACACAGGAAACCGAAAUCCUGGUGAAGCUCCCCUCUACAAAGGGGCGUGAUCAAUGUGCUAAUCAAAAUCAGAUAUCACAUGUUUAAUUUUUAUAUAUGUGUGUACAUAUUUAUAUAUAGCUAGAUUUGUGUAGUCACACCAAACCACCCCCCCCACACACACACACAGUCGAUUUUUGUUUCUCCUAUUGUUGUCACAUGGGAACCUCCUUCGGUUUGACAGCACUGGAAAAUGAAAAAUGCUACAAUGUGCUAGAAUAAGAAAUACUUAAUAUUGUCCAAUAACUUGUGAGUUGUCUUGUCACCAGUAAAAUUAUGCAUAGAUAUGUGGUUCAACUAGAGGGGAAAAAUAGCACAGGGGAAUAUCUCCAUGUUCUAUAUAUAAUAUAUAUAUAUGUGUACAUAUAUAUAAGUGUGUAUAUGUGUGUGUGCGCGCACUUGGGCUUGUGUCCACACACACAGGCCAACGCGCACUUACCCAUGCACACAAAGACCAGUGGUGCUUGUCGGAAGAUUGCUUUGUUACCUCACAACAAUCUAAACGGAUUCACAUCACCUGGUUGCAGUGUCUGGUCUUUUUUGCGGUGAAGUCCUUGUGGCCUUCAUGGCUGACACAUUUGCAGUGAAAGCCACUGUGUGUUCAUUGAAGGAAUGGAUGAAUUUUGGGGGUGGGGUAUCACAGAAUUAGUUUUUCUCUUGUGACUUUCCUAUACAAAAACAAAAGAGGGGGGGAACCACUGUCAUCUCACAUGCACACGCCAUUCUGGGGCACCUGCUUCUGUCCGCAACCAUAGAAGACAAUGUCCAGUCGAAGGUUUAGCUUGUCUCAUCGUUAAAUGCCACGGGCCGGGUACACCCAAAUAUGUAACAUCAUUUCCCUCCAUCCCCCUCCCAGCCCCAACAAGGAUGUUCCCGCAAAUCCUCUCCUGUCUUUCCUCCUUUCCUCCCAUCUCAGAAUCACUCUCUUCUUCCUUUACAUCUGCCUAGGGACUGUUAGAGCACUCAAUGCACCCUCACGUAAGUGCAUUUCUCCUCUCUCCCAUCCUCACUGGAAGGGCUUCUAGUCUUUUGCUUGCAGAAUCAGAGAGGAACCUUCAAUUAGAUCACCCUGUGUUGGACUCUACCUCAGUGACCUCUCAACCAACUUGGCUCUCUAGAGUAAUCUGACCCAAGAAACGUCUUCUUUCCCACUUAGGCAGAACAAUGGAAGUUUUCCUUAGAAGGAGGAAAAGCCCUAGCUAGCCCCAGGCUGUGCGAACUCCAGUUGUUGAUCCAAACUAGGCAGACACCUCCGGAAGGGCAGAGUGGAUUUGGUUCGUUGGCCUUGUUUUAGUUGGUAACUUUUCCCUCUCCCGAGGGCCAAAGCUUAAGACAGAGAAAAGAGAGAUUUUCCUUGGGUGUCUAAGGCCAUUUGGCUUCAGCUUCUUUCCAAAGAAAGCAUGUGGUCGCCAAGGUCCAGCCCUGAGCCGUAGAAAUUGGAGCACGGUCGUUGGGCGGGAGGGAGGGGAGAAGAUGCUCACCCAAGCCUUUAGUUCAGCGCUCUGUGCAUAGUAAACACUCUAGAAAGACCACUGCUCUCGACUCAGGAGGGAUGAGACCCUUUCGGAAGAUGGAAGCGAGCCCUGCCAGACCCACCCAAGUCUUCAGAUGCUUCAAUAACCCAUCGAGGGUCUCACUUUGAGAAGGUGAAAUGGAUCGUCAAAUGACCGGAAGUGCUGAGGCGUAUUCCAGGAGUAGAGGACUGGCCACCUCGGGAAAUCCCAGCCGAGUUGCGUAAUUUCUAAACCGAGACCUUUCCUCCCCCGAGUGGCAAGGAGUCCCACCCUCUCUGUUCCCUUUCUCACUCCACAGGGUUGCUUUAAGUUUCAGGGAUUGGCAAUGAGCAGACUCAGGAUGUGGGAGCCAAGCCUGAAGAGCCCGGAGGUUUCGACAUCAGCGAAGAAGACCUCGGAAGCCCCACUCCCUGCUGAUCCAAAUCCUCGUUUCGGGCCGAACCUUGGCCAACAGAGAGAGAAGGAGAAGGCUUCUUCCCCACGUGAAGUGCUGGAGAGGCUGCCAUCUUGGAGCGGUGGCAACAACAGGAGGACAUCCAGUGAGGGAAGAAAAGCCAUCAGAAAAUAUUUUCUGAGGUCAGAAGAGACCGCUAGGUGAGUCCAGCUGAGAGGGGACACUCAAAGAGAUGGCCAGAAUGCAGAGCAUCCAAUAAGAAAGCCCUGGAAUUCUCUAACGUUUUCCCUGAAAGAUCUCAAAAUGCUUUUCUAUGAGUUUUCUUCCUGAUCCUGACCACUUCCAGGUGAGUUGGUAAGGGUCUUAAGGGGUCUGUCCACCACUCAGAUGGGGAAACUCAAGCCCGGAAGGCAGAGGUGCCUUGGCCAAGGCCGACUGGGACUAGAACCCGGGUUUCUUGGCCCUCACCCACUAUUCGUUCAAUAGUAUUUAUUGAGCGCCUUCUAUGUGCAGAGCACUGUACUAAGCGCUUGAACUGUACAAUUCGGCAACAGAUAGAGACAAUCCCUGCCCAAUGACGGGGUAACAGUCUGUAGAACACCUCUAAAAUAGAGUGUCUUCACCUUCUGAGAAAAGCCCUUGAGGUGCUGGGGCUAGACGGAGGGAUCUAGAUCGAACGGUCUCCACUUCCCAUCCAGUUUCAGAAAGAGAGGUAGACUGUGCUCCAGGGGUACCGAGGGAUUCUGGUCACCCGCUCUCCUGCAGGGCACGAAAUUGGCACCUGCCUCAUUGAGGGGGCCGGUGGAAAUCCGAGUCGUUGGGCAGUCCGACAGAAUCAAUCACGGGGGGACCCAGGAAUUCUAAUUAGACUGGGAAGAAGAAACCCUAGACACCCCCCACCAGGGUCAGGACCCUCACAGGAAAUGUGUUUUUACAAAUUCCAUAAACCUAGAGUUUUAGGGCAAAAACUACACUAAGUCCCUACCCAAGCUGGGUAUAAACUUACCCUGACUGGGCAGAGCUAGGCUGGUGAGGUGGACAAGUCACCUUGAAGGGUUCUUUCAGGGCAUGGAAGGUCAGGCCCCAUUGCCAAGUGGGAGAUUAAGGUAUCUCCUGCUCUCCUCUUCCUUCACUCUUUCCCUUCCUUUGCCCUCCUCCCCACCACCCCUGCUUAUCACAUCACCUUCUCUGUAACUUGGCUGGCUGGCGGAAGCUCUGUCGGUGGCGUUCCCGUCUCCUACCGGCUCAGGCGGUACGAGCGGCCAUAUUGACUUUCCAUAAAACUGUGUAAAAAAAAAAAAGACUUAGCAUGUUGGUCAAACGAACAAUAAACUGUCUUAAAUUCUCAA
Messenger RNA from Ornithorhynchus anatinus (platypus), 5859 nucleotides. RefSeq names its product RAB6B, member RAS oncogene family (gene RAB6B). The transcript has 8 exons. The coding region runs from base 91 to 717 and encodes 208 amino acids. NCBI's taxonomy places the organism in Eukaryota, Metazoa, Chordata, Mammalia, Monotremata, Ornithorhynchidae. The record is from RefSeq and is a predicted model, not a curated record. Gene Ontology annotation, molecular function: GTPase activity; GTP binding.